Messenger RNA from Varanus komodoensis (Komodo dragon), 1005 nucleotides. Its product is annotated as trans-1,2-dihydrobenzene-1,2-diol dehydrogenase-like. Gene Ontology annotation, biological process: D-xylose catabolic process. NCBI's taxonomy places the organism in Eukaryota, Metazoa, Chordata, Lepidosauria, Squamata, Varanidae. The record is from RefSeq and is a predicted model, not a curated record. Bases 1 to 1005 code for a protein of 334 amino acids. Gene Ontology annotation, molecular function: nucleotide binding; D-xylose 1-dehydrogenase (NADP+) activity. The transcript is spliced from 7 exons.
AUGGGACCCCUUUGCUGGGGGAUCUGCUCCGCUGGGAAAAUCAGCCAUGAUUUCCUGGUGGCUCUGAAGACGCUGCCACCAGAAGAACACAAGGUGGUGGCGAUUGCUUCUCGUGAUCUUGACCGGGCUCAGGAAUAUGCACAAACCCACAGCAUCCCCAGGGCCUAUGGGUCUUAUGAAGAACUAGCGGAGGAUCCAGAUGUUGACGUGGCCUAUGUCGGGGUGAUACCCCCAUAUCACCUGCCAGCCGCCCUCCUCUUCAUCCGGGCUGGGAAGAACGUGCUCUGUGAGAAGCCCCUGGGCAUGAAUGCCACCGAGGUGGAAAUGAUGGUGCAGGCCGCUCGGGAGAAGAAGGUCUUCCUCAUGGAGGCUCUCUGGACCCGUUUCUUCCCUGCUUCAGAGAAGAUGUGCAGCCUGCUCAGGGAAAGGACGGUUGGAGAGCCACUGAUGCUUUGUGCUGAAAUCGGGCUCCCGCCAAGCACCCCGUGGGGCAUGCAGAAAGCGCUCGGGGGAGGCGCCUUGCUGAGCCUCGGCAUCUACUGCGUCCAGCUGGCCUGCGUCGUCUUCGACAGAGAGAAGCCGAACUCCAUUGUGGCCUCUGGAGUCUUGUCUGAGACAGGAGUGGACAAAGUUGCUUCAGUAAUCCUGAACUAUUCAGGUCAACGCCAAGCUGUCUUCAUGUACACCCGGAUGGCCAAAAUGCCCAAUCGGGCCAGCAUUACUGGCACCAAAGGAAUCAUUGAGAUUCCAGACCCUUUCUAUUCCCCACUGCGGUUGGUUGUCAAUGGGCAAAAGGAAGACUUCCCCCUUCCUACUGCUCCCCAAAAACUGCACUAUCCCACCAGCGCUGCCCUAUCCUACGAAGCACAGCAUGUCAGACAGUGUAUUCUUCAGGGCCUGAAGGAGAGCCCCAUCGUGUCUCAUGUGGACAGUGAGCUGGUCCACUCUAUUUUGGAUGAAAUCCGGAGGCAGCUGGGGGUGACCUAUCCUCAGGAUCACGCCUGA